Molecule: messenger RNA, 1660 nt
Organism: Impatiens glandulifera
Lineage: Eukaryota; Viridiplantae; Streptophyta; Magnoliopsida; Ericales; Balsaminaceae
Product: delta-aminolevulinic acid dehydratase 1, chloroplastic-like
Exons: 13
Coding region: 168-1454 (428 amino acids)
Biological process (GO): heme biosynthetic process
Cellular component (GO): cytosol
Molecular function (GO): zinc ion binding; porphobilinogen synthase activity
Source: RefSeq, a predicted model, not a curated record
CAAUAUUUGAUGGGAUUGCGACCUUUUCUUUCUCUUACCAAGGUUGGGUUUUGCAAUUUUGUUUCUGAGAUAAGGCAGCCGGAUCUCUUCCACCAAAGGGAUAAUUUUGCAGAUCCUCGGCAUCCAUCGACGGCAUUGUUGGAACAAAUAGCGCCUUUAUUGAAGCAAUGACUUCUAUGGUCAUCAACUUUUCCUGCAAUGUUCAAGCAAUCAAGGGCUUAGAUUGUACAAAAUCAGUUGGUUUUAAACCCAACGUAAAUUCAAAUGUUGUCCUUUCUCGUCCGGCAAACCAAACUCGCCGCUCAUUGAUUUUGAGAGCAAGUGAAAGGCGUCACGAAUCAAUUAAAAAAACGGGUAUGACUGAUGAUGAAUGUGAAGCAGCUGUGGUGUCUGGAAAUGUUCCUGAAGCACCUCCAGUCCCCCCUAAACCCGCCUCUCCAGCUGGAACCCCUGUUGUUCCUUCACUCCUCCUUAAUAGGCGUCCUCGCAGAAAUAGACAAUCACCUGCACUUAGAGCAGCCUUUCAGGAGACUCACUUAUCACCAGCUAAUUUUGUGUAUCCUCUUUUUAUUCACGAAGGGGAGGAGGAUACUCCUAUCGGGGCUAUGCCUGGAUGCUAUCGGCUAGGAUGGAGACAUGGACUCGUUGCAGAGGUGGCAAAAGCACGAGAUGUUGGUGUUAAUAGUAUAGUGCUCUUUCCCAAAGUACCCGAUGCUUUGAAGACUUCUGCAGGGGAUGAAGCAUACAACGAAAAUGGAUUAGUUCACAGAUCUAUAAGGUUGCUGAAAGACAAGUAUCCGGAUCUUGUUAUCUACACUGAUGUUGCUUUGGAUCCAUAUUCAUCUGAUGGACAUGAUGGUAUCGUGAGGGAAGAUGGUGUCAUAAUGAAUGAUGAGACUGUUCAUCAGUUGUGCAAACAGGCUGUUUCACAGGCACGAGCAGGAGCAGAUGUGGUGAGUCCCAGCGACAUGAUGGAUGGUCGUGUGGGGGCCAUUCGUGCAGCUCUUGAUGCUGAAGGUUUCCAUCACGUGUCUAUAAUGUCAUAUUCGGCCAAGUAUGCAAGUUCAUUCUAUGGUCCUUUUCGAGAAGCUUUGGAUUCAAACCCGCGAUUUGGGGACAAGAAAACUUAUCAGAUGAAUCCAGCUAAUUAUAGGGAGGCUCUGGUUGAGGCAGGUGAAGAUGAGGCUGAAGGGGCAGAUAUACUGUUGGUGAAACCAGGGCUUCCUUAUUUGGAUAUCAUCAGACUUCUUAGGGACAAGUCUUCUUUGCCUAUAGCUGCAUAUCAGGUUUCGGGUGAGUACUCGAUGAUCAAAGCUGGAGGUGUCCUUAAAAUGAUUGACGAAGAAAAGGUGAUGAUGGAGUCCCUUAUGUGCCUAAAACGGGCUGGCGCUAACAUUAUACUCACUUACUUUUCCCUACAAGCAGCCAGAUGUUUGUGUGGUGAGACGAGAUAGACGAUUGAAAAGAUUAUACUCACAACUCUUAUCAUGAGAAUGUUUAUGAUUUUGUUUGUUGCUGCUGUAAACUAAUUGUUUGUUGUUAAUCAUGGAAGUUUAUGUUAAUAAAAAAGUGUCUUGUCUUUAAUUUAGACAAUAAUAAGAAUGCUGGAAUGAUUGAGGGAUUGUCAUGUCUAAUUCUGAUUUUGUUGUUGAUUUGUUUC